This is a messenger RNA of Drosophila serrata, 1952 nucleotides long. It is a transcript of the gene Tbce, whose product is annotated as Tubulin-binding cofactor E. Lineage: Eukaryota; Metazoa; Arthropoda; Insecta; Diptera; Drosophilidae. The record is from RefSeq and is a predicted model, not a curated record.
UUCGCUUCAUUUAAAAGUCAUACUCGGCUCAAAUAACACAAAUAAAAGAUUUGUCACUUGAAGUUUUAACUACAUAUUCCGAAUAGAGUUGUAAACCCUUCACAAAAUUUUAAUAUCGGGUGAAAAAAGGAAUUCUUAGGCAAAGCUCCAAUAAAAAAUAACUCGGGAACUUCAGCGAGUAACAAACAAAGGCGUGCGCAACUUGUGUAUAAGUGUGUGGGCGCCGCGUAAGGCAUAAAACCAACAAACGCCCUGCAAUGGUUGGGAUUAUUGAUGAGGCGCAGCUGUUUUAUCCGCUCGGGACCCGCAUCAAAAUAGCAGAGAACUACGGCACAGUCCGAUAUGUAGGCGAGGUGAGUGGACAUAUGGGCACCUGGCUAGGCAUAGAGUGGGACGAUGGUCUUCGCGGCAAGCACAAUGGUGUCGUUAACGGCAAGCGCUACUUCCAGACGCAGAUGCCCACAGCAGGCAGCUUUAUAAGGCCGGGCAAGUUGGGACCUUGCGCGACCUUGGAGGGCGCUGCCAGGGAAAGGUACCUGAACUAUGACUCGAGCAACGUUGAUGAGUCGCUCAUCAGGGAGGCGCAGGCUAGUCUGCAGGCAUCCCUUUUUGAGGUCGUUGGCAUGGACAAGAUUGCGCGCAAGCAGAGCAAGUUUGAGCAGCUGUCAGAGGUGAGCGUGGACGAGACGCCGGUAAACGCAGCUGGAUACCUACAGGGCUUGACGCAACUGACUACACUGAACGUAAGCCAUACUCUGAUAUGGAACUGGGAGAUUGUGGCCAGCAUAACUCAGCAGCUGCCUUCGCUCACCAGUCUAAAUCUGAGUUCGAACCGUUUAGUAUUGCCUACGGAAAACCAAAUAUCUGAGCUGCAGCCGUCUUUUCGUCACCUAAAGCGCAUCAAUUUACGCAACUGUGGGUUUUCCGACUGGAAAGAUGUGAUGCAUACUGCGCUGCUCUGGCCGGAUAUUCUAUCGCUAGGACUGCAGGAGAACUCCUUUAAUCAGUUGGCUGUGGUCGAUCGCCAGAGGAUCUUCAGGCAGCUGGAGGAGCUCGACUUGCACCGAACGAAUAUAAUGGACUUUGACCAGGUUGUCAAGCUAGGAAACCUCAUCACACUCCGUCUAUUAAACCUCAUGGAGAACGGUAUUGAGGAGGUAAAGCUGCCUGACUGUGAUCCGUUAGCUAAGCUGAAUAUAUUUGUGUCGCUGGAGCAGCUGAAUAUUCUCCACAAUCCCAUUUGGAAUGAGGCUGAUGUGUUCAACGAGCUGGACAAGCUGCCGCAGCUAAAGCGUCUGAACAAGACCCCGCAUUUGAAGUCAAAUUUUGAUGAAAUGUUCUCCAAAGCUGUUGCUAGCAUAGGUGGUCUUCAGUUCAUAAAUAAGGCCGAGGUAACUGCGGAGGAGAGGCGCGGUGCUGAGUAUGAUAUUUGGAAGAAAUACGCGAUGGAUUGGAUGCAGGCGACCCAUCAAGGAGCAGAUGCCUUACGCGAGUUUUGCAGGAAGCAUCGCACGUAUGCGUCGCUGGUGAAAAAGUACGGUUCUCCGGCAGAUUUUGUGCCCCGGGUUCAAGCUAAGCAAUCGAAUUUGAUAAAGGUGUGCAUACGAAAUCAAAUAACGGGGGAGACCUGGGAUAAGAAAGUGCCGCGGAUGAUUACUGUGCAAACCUUGCAGGGAUUAGUCAUGAAGCGGUUUGGUCUUAGUGGAACCGUUCCCCAGCUGUCAUACGUUGAUGCCAAGCACCCGAGUCUAGUGGUUCCGUUGGACAACACUGCGAAAACUCUAGACUUUUACUCUGUGCAGGAGCAUGACACGGUUUUAGUUCAGUAAUAAUAACAGCUCCCCAGUUGAACGUGGCGUCUACAUUCUCAAUUUCGUAUUGCGAAAACUUGGUAUUUUAAGCAUAAGGCAUUCGAUAAAGAAUAAAAAUUUUAUUUUUUACAUCUAAGGAGA